AACAUUUUGAAAAAGAGAAAGGAGAGAAGGACAGAACUAAAGAACCGAGAGGGAGUGGGGAGGGAGUAUGGGAGCCUCAUUCUGAAUGCCUGCUGUCCUGAGCAGAGCAGGGAAGAACUUAUUUUUGUGUUGGAAAGUAAACAGUGCAGGAUAUUUCCACUCUGUUUGGCCAGAGCCUGGAGCCUUACAAGCUAUAAAAGUAGACAGGGAUAUAAUUAGUUUUCAGGAACCAGUCAGUAUAACAGCAGGAAGUUCAAGGGAGGUAACCAGGAUUAGAGUCCACAGGGAAGCUGGUCGGAGGAAAUACAACUGAGGACAAAAAGCGCCUAUGUCUUCUAAGACACCGCAGCAGCAACCGCGGGAGGAAGACGAGGUGGAAGGCAAAGACCGACGGGAGAGGUUUGAGUUUGAAGACAGAGCUGAUGAGGAAAAGGUUCCAGCAGAUACUAUACACCCUGUCUCAGACUCUGUCAAAGCUAAUCUAACAUCAAACCAGUUUUCUAUGGAGGCUACAAGCACAUGUGGACAUGUGGACAAUGCAGUAUUGACAUCCACUGCACAUUCAAAACAACCUCUCAAUACAAUGGCCCCUGCUGGUCAGGAGGACAAUCCUUCCCAGGAAUUACACCCCACAGCCUCUACAGAUGUUCCAGUUAACAACCCCCCCACACGGUUCUCUCAACCCAUCCACCUGGUUGAACCUGGUGCUGUAGCAUCAUUAAUGGAAGAGCAGCCCUGGCAGGAACCCCAGGGAGUGUCUGGUCCUGAGGAGAUGUUAUCUGUGGAGAACCAGGCUGAUUCAUGCGGCCAUGCUGUGGAAACAACAAACGAGAGUUCAAGCCUGAAGAAACACUCUGAAGUUAAUGACAGAUCUUGCAGACCGUGGAAUAGACAGGGUUGCAUUUACAAACAAGAAGGAGUGGCUGAUGCAGAGCUCCUGACACGGAACCCAGAGGUGAUCUAUGAUGACGUGCCCUGUGAGGGACAACUUUCUCCUGAAGAUGGGGACAUAAUAUAUGAGGAUGUGAAGAGAGAAGGGCCCCAGGGUGCAGGCAACGGUUGGAGCUCCAGUGAGUUUGAGAGUUAUGACGAGCAGUCUGAUACUGAGAGCAAACCUCCAACCCGCAGCAAGCAGUACUCCCCUGAUGUGCGUCGGCUGAGGGAACGUUGUGCAAGGACCAAACAUGAAAUAGCCAUGAGGCUGGGUGGAAAAAAAUACUAUGACACCAAGGUUCAUCAGCUAAUGAAGGCCGCCAGAAGUGGGACUAAGGACGGACUGGACAAAACCAAAAUAGCUUUCAUGCGGAGAGUAUCCUUCCUGCACAAGAAGGACCACUCAGAGAAUGUGCAUGAUGAUGCAGGGUACCUGGAUAUGGCAAUUUCAGAUGUGAAACAUCCCCCUGCACAGCUGAGCCCCAUGCCAGAGGGACUGAGCAGCCAACAGGUGCUAAGACGCCACAUCCUGGGCUCUAUAAUUCAAAGUGAGCACAGAUAUCUUGAAUCGCUCAGGAGAAUACUUCAGGAAUACCAGAGGCCGUUGCUGGAGGCAGAUCCACGAAUCCUGAGCCCACGGAAGAUUCGGCCCAUAUUCUUCCGUCUAAGGGAGAUCACUCAGUGUCACUCCAUGUUUCAGAUUGCACUGACAUCACGUGUGGCUGAGUGGGACAACAGUGAGAAGAUUGGAGACCUAUUUGUGGCCUCGUUUUCCAAGUCGAUGGUACUAGAUGUUUACAGCGACUAUGUCAACAACUUCACCAAUGCGAUGGCCCUCAUUAAAAAGGCAUGCUUGUCCAAACCAGCUUUCCUGGAAUUUUUAAAGAAGAAGCAGGCAUCCAGUGUUGACCGGAUCACCCUGUAUGGUCUCAUGGUGAAGCCCAUCCAACGCUUUCCCCAGUUCAUCUUAUUACUGCAGGACAUGUUAAAGAACACACCUAAGGGUCAUGUGGACCGCCUCCCUCUGCAGCUUGCACUGACUGAACUGGAGAUGCUGGCCGAGAAGCUGAAUGAACAGAAACGCAUAUCCGACCAAAUAGCUGAGACUCAGCAGCUAGCACACAGUGUCAGUGACCGCUCACUCAGCAAGAAACUGAAUUCAGACCAGGAGGUGCUGGUGCUUUCUGAGACGCUGAUUGAGACUGUGUACGGGGAGCGAGGCCAGGUCUUGAAGUCCAAGGAGCGCAAAGUCUUCCUCUUCAGUGACAUCCUCAUCUGUGCUAACAUCAACAUCAAGGGGCUCCCUGAUAUUAGCAGCCUGGUCCCUGUUGGUCCUAAGUAUACCAUGAAGUGGAGUGCUCCCUUGGUGCAGGUCCAGGUUGUAGAGGUGGGUCAGGAGGCCUUCCAGGGCAAGGAGACCCUGUACCAACAUUGCAGCGCCAUGCGCUCUGGCAGUGCUUGUCCCCAAGGGAAGGUGAUCAUGGGUCCUCCACGGCUUUACCAGGAGCUCCAAGAACUGCAGUAUGACCUGUCUGUAGUGGAGGAAGUCACAUUACUGGUCGGAACACUACAGGGCACAUACCAGAACCUGAACACAACCGUGGCCCAGGACUGGUGUCUAGCUCUCCAGAGACUCAUCCGGAUCAAAGAAGACCAGAUUCAGAGUGCCAACAAGUGCCGCUUACGCUUGCAGGUGCCUGGGAGACCAGACAAAUCAGGACGUCCUGUCAGCUUCAUGGUUGUUUUCAACACCCCCAGCCCACUUAGCAAGAUCUCCUGGGUCAACAGGCUUCACCUGGCCAAGAUUGCACAGGGAGAGGAGAACAAACCAGGAUGGAUCUGUGCUGAGGAUGAAGAAAAGACCAUGGCGCCAUUUUGGCCUCUACUUGCUUGCCGUGUGCCUGUAUAUGCCACCAAAUCUUCUAAAAGGAAGCUUAACGCUGCCCUUCACAAUCCAGUACAGUGUGCUUUGCUUGGCUUCUCUGCAACGAGCACCUCGCUACCUCAAGGCUACCUCUGGUUCCCAACUGAGAACAACCACAAGAAUGGACUACUGUACAUGCAGGUUGCUAGUGGAGGAGAUGCCACCCAAGGGCAGGUGGAGAUUUUCUCCCUUAACAGACCAAUACCACGCCCUGUAAAGUGCCUCCAGGUCGGGUCUCCAGUGAAGUGUCUGGAGUACGUGCCUGAAUCCAAACACUCAGAGGGGGUUGAGGUGGAUGCUGGGACCCUGAAGAGCCCUACUGGGGUGGGGAACACCAUCUGUUUGGGACUGGAUGAUGGAAGCAUCCUGGUGUAUGGCAGUGUGGACACUGCAGCCCAGUGCGUAUUGACCCUGCGGAAUCUUCAGAGUUGCCCUGUCCUGUGCCUCAAACACUGCAACAGUUUCCUGUUUGCUGGGCUCAGGAAUGGAACCAUGAUUGUCUAUGAAAGGAGCAAUGGAGGUGAGCUGUGGGAAUCAAACUCCUACAGGACUGUGGUUGUUGGACCUGAGCCGGUGCGGACUCUCCUGGUACUGGAGGAUUCUGUGUGGGCCAGCUGUGCCAACGCUGUGACCAUUAUCGAGGGCUCCAGCCUUGCCACUCAGAGGUUUGAGGUGCACCCAGAUCCCAUGGUAAGUGUGGCCCAUAUGGUCCAGGCUGGAGGAGGAGUCUGGAUGGCCUUUAGUGAGGGCUCUUCUAUUAGUCUGUUCCACACUGAGACACUGGAGCAUCUUCAGGAAAUCAACAUCUCCACUCAUAUGUCUUUGCACAACCCAGGCCAGAAGAACAUGCGGGUCACCACUCUGCUCAUCUGUCAGGGGCUCCUGUGGGUGGGCACUGCCCAGGGAGUCAUCAUCACCUUGCCUGUUCCCAAACUGGAGGGCAUCCCCAAAAUUACCGGAAAGGGGAUGACCUCUCUGAAUGCCCACAGUGGUCCAGUGGACUUCUUGGUGGCCAUCUCCAGCACCCUGUCCCCAGAGCUGCUAAAGAGAAAUUCUGUGGGGGAGGGACGCAACUCCGCCUGCGGAGAGGAGGACCGUAGUGACUCAGAUUCCCAGGUGUCUAUGCAGCAGUCAAGCUCUUCCCAGGGGGAGUGCCAGGGCAAGGGGCAGGGUUUGUUGCUGCAGUACAGGUUGCGCUCCACAUCGGGAUUGCCAGGGCAACCAUUAACGGUGCUGGGUGAUGAAGCCUCUGACUCCUCUCUUGACUCUUUGGAACACAGCCUGGAGGACGGCUCCAUCUACGAGCUCAGUGACGACCCAGAUAUGUGGGUGCAGGGGCGGUCUUAUGAACGGGAUGGGGGGCGCGGGGAUAGAGUGACCUCAUUAGCUGUAAUAUCCGGGGGCAUGGGCUUCCACAGAUUGAUGGAAGGGACAACAGAUCAUGUGGGGCUAGAAUCUUCAGAAACCUGCCUGAUGGUAUGGCAACUACCACUAACCAUGUGACCUGGAACCAACAUGUAGGCAGUGUAGAGUGAAGAAUCCAAUACUUGCCCCAGCCCAGUCUUGUAAUGACAGAAACACAAACCAUGUUAGAGCAGGACAUCAGUGCUGGCAUAUAGCAACAUAGCCAGACAGAUUCUGGUGGCCUAUUGGGCAUUGCGCACCACCAUCCCAUUGCUGCCUUUGUGUGUGUCAUCCUCCACAGCCACAAACCCAGAGCCAUUUUUCUGACAGCUUAAACUGGUCUUCUUCCCUCCUUGCCAAAAUGGAUAUGCUUGGAAUCAAGUAUUAUCAGAGCUGACUGUGCUCGCCUCAACACUCAGAUUUUUCUCCCAUGGUUGACAGCAUUCCUUUGUGUGGACAGCAUUUAUUUUUAAGUGACAGUAGACUGCAAUCCUCUGACAUUGUUGGAUCUACCAUUUCACAGUGCUGGAGAUGGACCUACAAUACUUUAUCUGAUACUUUGGGAGAGGACAAAUCGGUUUAUAUUUAAGGAAAGCAGAGAAACGACUAUGUUUACAAAGAACUUCAGUGUUAUUUAGUUCUGUUAGCUCAGAAAUCUUUGUACUCACACUUUGAAAUUGUGGAUAUGAAUAAAAUGUCUGUCAUCAUG
This is a messenger RNA of Esox lucius (northern pike), 4970 nucleotides long. RefSeq names its product Rho guanine nucleotide exchange factor (GEF) 10-like a (gene arhgef10la). The transcript has 29 exons. Gene Ontology annotation, biological process: positive regulation of stress fiber assembly; actin cytoskeleton organization; SREBP signaling pathway. Bases 329 to 4360 code for a protein of 1343 amino acids. The record is from RefSeq and is a predicted model, not a curated record. Gene Ontology annotation, molecular function: guanyl-nucleotide exchange factor activity; protein binding. NCBI's taxonomy places the organism in Eukaryota, Metazoa, Chordata, Actinopteri, Esociformes, Esocidae. Gene Ontology annotation, cellular component: cytosol.